Messenger RNA from Zootoca vivipara (common lizard), 4081 nucleotides. It is a transcript of the gene NPAS1, whose product is annotated as neuronal PAS domain protein 1. NCBI's taxonomy places the organism in Eukaryota, Metazoa, Chordata, Lepidosauria, Squamata, Lacertidae. The record is from RefSeq and is a predicted model, not a curated record. Gene Ontology annotation, molecular function: DNA-binding transcription factor activity, RNA polymerase II-specific; RNA polymerase II transcription regulatory region sequence-specific DNA binding; protein dimerization activity. Gene Ontology annotation, biological process: regulation of transcription by RNA polymerase II.
GCCCUCCCUAACGGAAACCAGCCAUCGGAGGACGCGUUGAGGCUUCCCCGAAAUCGGAUGGUUCCGGGGUUGAGAUGGCAGCCCUGUACGGCAGUGAGGUGAAAUGCGUCAGCGUGGAAUGGGAUUUCCUGCAAGGCUUAUUAGUGAAGAACCAGCCAGUGCCUUGCCUCCAGGCCCUGCGCAAGGAGAAGUCCCGGAACGCUGCACGCUCCCGCCGGGGCAAGGAGAACUUCGAGUUCUACGAACUGGCCAAGAUGCUGCCUCUGCCCGGAGCCAUCACCAGCCAGCUGGACAAGGCCUCCAUCGUCCGGCUCACCAUCAGUUACCUCAAGAUGCGCGACUUUGCCAACCACGGAGACCCGCCCUGGAGCCUGCGGGCAGAAGGGCCUUCCCCGCCUGGCAAAGCUGCUGGCCGGAGGAAUGUGAACACCCUGCUAACAGAGCUCUUUGAACAGCACUUAGGGGGCCACAUUCUGCAGUCUCUGGAUGGGUUUGUGUUUGCACUGAACCAGGAGGGAAAAUUCCUUUACAUCUCCGAGACGGUGUCUAUUUACCUUGGGCUCUCGCAGGUGGAGCUGACGGGGAGCAGCAUCUUCGAUUACGUCCACCCUGGAGACCACCCUGAGGUCGCUGAGCAGCUAGGCCUGAAGCCUCCCUCGGAGACGUCUCACCCGACGCGCCAGAAAGCACCCACUCUGGCCACUGCCACCUCUUCUUCUGGGCUGACGGAGACCUCUGAAUCUGAUCCAGCCAGCUCCCAUUCUGCUGAGGGCGACGCUUUGGACCGCUCCUUUUUCAUCCGUCUGAAAUCCACCCUGACCAAGAGAGGGCUUCACGUGAAAACUUCCGGCUACAAGGUGAUCCACGUAACGGGCCGCCUCCGCCCCCGGCUGCCGUCCUUCUCCCACGCCCACUCCCUGCUGGGCCGCGUGAUGGGGCUGGUGGCGCUGGCCCACACCCUGCCCCCUUCCACGCUCAGCGAGGUGCGCAUCGAGUGCCACAUGUUUGUCUUCCGGGUCAACAUGGACUUGCAGAUCGUGUACUGCGAGAGCAGGAUCAGCGAUUAUAUGGACUUGACCCCCUCGGAGCUCGUGGGCAAAAGCUGCUACCGAUUCAUUCACGGCGAGGAUGUGGAGGGAAUCCGGCAAAGUCACCUGGACUUGUUAAACAAGGGGCAGGUGGUGACCCAGUAUUACCGCUGGCUGCAGAAGAACGGGGGCUUUGUGUGGGUCCAGUCGUGCGCCACCAUCUCGGUCAAUGUCAAGAACCCCACCGAGAAGAACAUGGUCUGGGUGAACUACAUCCUCAGCAAGCCAGAGUGUAAGAACACCGUGCUGGACAUCUUCCAGCUGCCUGGGAUCCCCGUGAGGCAGAUGGAGGCCGUUGAGGUGGGGCCAGAAUUCAAAGAGAGCAGCCUUGCCAAAGAGAGCAGCCAUGGGAGGAAGCUUUACUCCCCCAGCAAACCUGGCUCCCUAGCCGAGGCCUACCCCCGGAGUGCAGCGGAGGCUGGUGCCCAGUGCCGCCUGGCAGAGACCGAUUCCAGUGGCCCCGAAACGAGCUACCGAGAGGAGGAGCUGUCGGACGGAGGUGCCGGGAGCGACGAGGAGAGACCGCCCAGCAAGCGCAUCAAGCUGGAGUUCCAGCCAGAGAGCCCACGGCGAGAAGCAAAGGAGGCCAGCUCCGAGGAGUCGGACAGUGGCAGCGAAUCUGAGCUGGGCCUCCUCCCGCAGCAGAGGGCACCGCUGGCGAGGAAAGCCAACGGCUGCAAGGCCGGGGGACGGAGGAGCGGAGGGCCCAGCCACCCCUGCACAUCGGAAUUUGCCUCGGUCAUCCAGACUCAGAAGAGCUCCGUUCUGAAAGCCAGCCCAGCACUUAGCAUUAAAUCUGAGCAGCCCCCAGGAGCCAAGGGAGCCCCCUGGACCUGUCCUGCCGCCCACAAGGGCAGCCCUUACACUGUGAACAAAGCACUUAGCUUAGAGAAGCCCUCUCUGCGGCCAGCCUCUUCUCACCUGUACGUCUCCAUCCCGGACUCUGUCCUUACCCCGCCCGAGAUGGAGAGCGGCGCCCCAAAAGGGCCUUUCGGCACCUCUCCCCGGACCAUCCCGGCAGCCUCCUCUUCGGCGGACACUCUCUCGCCCCCGCUCUCGGGCUCCCCAUGCGAGGAGAGGGCCACGCCCACGCCCUUCACACCGCUCCUCUACCCUGCUGACAUGGAGGUGCUGCAACGGUUCCACGCGGGCAACGUGGUUGUGCCACUGGUGCACCAGCUCAGCAGCCCACAUGCCAGCACAUCCGGCUCGCAGGGCCUUUACGCCACCAGCACGAUCCGAUAUGCCCCAGCCGACAUGACGCUCGGCAUGCAGAACAACAUGCUGCCGCCUUCCCACCCCAUCAACCUCAUGGAUAUCGGCAGCGCCGAGGCCAAGACAUCCCGGGAACUUAUGUACCACCACCUGCAGAGGUUGAACAUGGUCGCGCCCUUCGGGAACUCGGCAGGCUUGGCCCAGAUUUCAGGCGGAGCUUUUGCUGCGACGGACUCCUUGUUUUCCACGCUGCCCUUCUCGAUGGCUGGCAGUGGGGUCCACGGUGCCUCAGCGUUGGAACGCAAGGAGGACUGAGUCCGUGGCCAAACUCUGUGCUGGGCAGAGCCAUCCAUAAAAGGUCCUGUGUGCCCCUUUUAGAGGAAAGCUCAGUGCCAACUUCCCUGCCGCCGGGGGAAGAAAUCUCUGUUCUCUAACAAAUCCCUGUGUGUCUCAUCUUUUCAUAGCACCCCCUUCUAAACCUCUGGCAAAUUAGUAGCGUGACCAUCUCCUCAGCAGUCUUGUGUUCCACUCUUGCUCCUUGCCUGGCCACCCAGAUGCUGCUGUUUGAAACUGCUGUUCUUGUUGCGGAGUUUAACCCAGGGCAAAGUCGGUGCAACUUUCCUGGGAAAGAUGAAAGAGGUAUCCUACAUUCGUUCUUGUCUGUCUUCCUGCUGCUACAAGUUGACUUCCUUCCUCCGCCAUAUUUGCUGGGGACUUUGGGGUGGGUUUUUUUUGUAUGUAUGGAGGUUAUGUUCAGGCCCUGCAGGUUUAUCUGUUGAGAGGACCACCUGCCUGCUAGCCAAGGCGAGUGUAACUCGAAGAAACCUGCACAUGAAGAGCAGGGUGUCUCCCAGUGUGAUUACAUCAGUGUUAUCACUUUUGCUUCUGUUCUGUCCACACUGCACUAUCCCUUACAGCACAGGAAUUGCUCAAAAGUCCGGCUCUGAAUUAUAAACAAGAAAUCCAGGUGUAGCAAGUAUAUCUCAGUGAACCAACCCUUUGGGCACUCCCCUUAUCUAGUACGGCCUCACCUUUGUCAUGCUUCCCCCUUCUGCAAAUAAUGGAUUAAUAGCUUAUGUGUUUUCUCCUGUGUGCUCAGAUCAGAGGGGAAAGAGAUUACUGAAGUUGUCUUAACUGCCCUGUUGCCACCAGCUUAACAGUCUUAAGUGAAAUGUGGGUGCCAACAGGUGACGGCUAAUUUCCCAGUGGUUAAAACUUCUGAAAGUGAAGGAAGAUGCAGUGUGGAUGAACCAAUAAUUGAGCAUGGACAAUUCUAAACAGUUAACAGGGUGCUGAUUCUGCUCUUCUAAUUCCCAGGUGUUAAGACUUCUUAUCCGCCCAUUUGUCUACCGGUGGCUGUUGUAGCAAAAUGGAAAUUCUGUGCACAGGUAGUCUACCAGUGACAGAUUUGGGGUGGGGUAGAUUGGGAGAACCAUCACCACCACGCCAUUCCUAGAAGGUUCUGCCUGGCCACUUUUGGGAGGUGGGGGAAAUGGUGGACAAGAUACACCUCUUUGUGGUCCAGUCCUGCAAGGCUGCUUGUUCCUCUCAUCACUGUGCAAGCACAGCUGCUGCUUUGAUCCUGUACUCAGUAGAAAAAAAGCUUCCACCAUUGAGACCCCUUGGGACACGAAAAGGACUUUUUCCAUCCAGAGCCCAAAAUGCAGGCCAGAAAAGGGAUGAAAACAGGUAGGUCGUCAUUGUAUGUGAUGACAGCACUUAAAAAGGUAAAAAAUGUUACGCCAUAACUUUUAGCACUUAUUCAGAAUAAAGACUAC